Molecule: messenger RNA, 926 nt
Organism: Drosophila teissieri
Lineage: Eukaryota; Metazoa; Arthropoda; Insecta; Diptera; Drosophilidae
Exons: 1
Coding region: 64-861 (265 amino acids)
Source: RefSeq, a predicted model, not a curated record
UUGCAUUGGGAAAACCGAAAAAAAUAUACUUGUAUACAUUUUCAAAAAUGUAGUCAAGGGAUCAUGGAGGAGGUUUCCAAUAGCGAUGUAGAGAAGGUGGAAACAAGUACGCCAGUAACAAAAACCAGAAGAAAGGUUGAGUCCCCUACAGAAUCUGGAGAAGGUCCUGUGACCCUCAGUUCUCAAGAAGUGUUACUCAGCACACACACGUAUAAUUCACCAGAUGAUGUGCAUUCCAUCGACACUAAUGAAGAUAGAAUUCCAGACACUCUUUCUUUAUGCGAUAAGUGCAAACCUGAAGAUGUUAAAAUAGAAGAAAGACAUAGUGGAGUAAAGCUUGAUAGCUCAGGAAUCUCUGGAGAUAUACGUCAUGGGAACCGGAUGAGUGCAGAUUCAAUGGAAUCAGAACUCAAUUCUGACUUUAGUGGGGAGUUUUCAGAUAAUUGUGUCAGGAUUUUGAGGAAGAAAAAACGAGAGUUAAUUGAAACAGACGAUACGGAAGACCCCGAAGAGGAGUUUAGGAAACAUUUUCUCAAAACUUUUCAGGACUUGCCUAGAAUAUCACAGAUCUCACUAGACGAUAACCCCAUAAACCCGCCAACAGAAAGAAACCAGAAAGCCGAAACAGAUGCAGAAAUGCCAAAUACUUCUAAUGAAGAAACGCAAUUAUUACCAAAAGAAGCUGAUUUCACUGGUAAAACAACGAUACCUGCAAAUAUAUCAAAUAGUAAUGCAGACAAAAUUGAGGAGCCGGAUAAAAAUAUUGCAGAAAACACCGAAACAAAAUUCCUUCAAAAUUGUGAUAUUCAAGAAAAAGAGACUGCUGAUGAAAUGCCUUCCUCGUCAAAUAAAAACAUUUAACAACAAAAUGAGUAUAAUAUGUAACCCCUUAUAAAAAAUGUGAAAAAUGGGUAAAAAUACAUUUU